GCUAAAAAUACAAAAAUAAAUAAAUAAAUAAAUAAAAUCAUUUUCUUCUUCACUCUCUCGCUCGCUCACUCGCUCACUUUAUUUAUAAAUUUGUUAAAUUUCAGUUUAUCGCUCAACACUUUCACAGGUUCAAUUGCGAUAACCUAUUUUUUUUUUUUUUUGUAAUUUCUGUAUCGCUCUUUGCUGCAGACUGUCCAGUAUUGACAGGAAGGUAACACGGUUCUUUACGACAUUGUUUGGUGGAACUGAUACAGAUGGCUAGUUUGUUGUCCGGUGAUCCCUCACACCGUGGAUUUUAUGAAGGUGAGUCAUCCAAACUUUCUCAGGACAAACCAGAAGAAGGUGGCCGUUGGUACUUCUCUAGGAAAGAAAUUGAAGGGAAUUCUCCAUCUAGACGAGAUGGAAUUGAUUGGAAAAAGGAGACUUAUCUUCGCAAGUCAUACUGCACAUUUCUGCAAGACUUGGGCAUGAGACUUAAAGUACCUCAGAUAACAAUUGCUACAGCAAUAAUAUUCUGCCAUCGGUUCUUCCUUCGUCAAUCACAUGCAAGGAAUGACAGAAGGACCAUAGCCACAGUGUGUAUGUUUCUGGCAGGGAAGGUUGAGGAGACUCCACGUCCACUGAAAGAUGUUAUUCUUGUUUCAUAUGAAAUUAUUCAUAAAAAGGAUAAGGAUCCUGAUGCAAUUCAUAGGAUCAAGCAAAAGGAGAUAUACGAACAACAGAAAGAAUUAAUUUUACUUGGGGAAAGGGUUGUACUGUCAACCCUUGGAUUUGAUCUAAAUGUACUCCAUCCAUACAAACCCCUUGUUGAGGCAAUAAAGAAAUUCAAGGUUGCUCAGAAUGCCCUUGCUCAAGUUGCAUGGAACUUUGUCAAUGAUGGACUGCGUACCUCUCUGUGCUUACAGUUUAAGCCCCACCAUGUUGCUGCGGGGGCUAUUUUUCUUGCUGCAAAGUUCCUCAAAGUAAAGCUUCCAUCAGAUGGUGAGAGGGUGUGGUGGCAAGAGUUUGAAGUCACCCCUCGCCAAUUGGAAGAGGUUAGCAACCAAAUGUUGGAACUCUAUGAACAAAACCGAUUGCCAACUUCCCAGUGUGGUGAAGUUGAAGUAAGUGCUGCAGCGGGGAGUACUCAGCGGGCAUCAUCAAGAACUUUAUCUAGCAGUGAAGAAUAUCCAACAACUAUUAGUUAUUCUCAGGCUAGUUGUACAACUUCAAGAACCUUAAAGCCUGCAUCAACUAAGCCAGUGUCUGAACAUUCAUUAGCUGAUAAUCAUUGUGGAUCUUCCAGAAUCACCCAAAAUCAGAGUAAUGACUGGGGACAUGCAGAGAUGGAAAAUACUAUUGAUGACAGUGCAUACGGUGAAUUUAAAGAUGAUCUACACCCUGAACCCGAGAAAUUUUCUUACCAGAACAAGGGAGAAGCACAAAGCACAUUGAGGUUUGGGUCAGAUGCUCUUGGUAAAGAAGAUCAAGAGAGGACUGUUGUGAGGAAUGAAACAAGAGAUGUUGCGGACAUAAAGGACAAGCAUUCUAGCCGAAAAUUGGAACAUAGAGGAGGUUUAGUUAGCCAGUCACCCCAGGAAGCUAUCAAGAAGAUUGACAAAGACAAGGUAAAGGCAGCCCUAGAGAAACGAAGGAACUCCCGUGUAGUCACGACUCGGAAAACUGAUUUGAUGGAUGAGGAUGAUCUGAUUGAGCGAGAACUGGAAAAUGGAGUUGAAUUAGCUGCAGAGAAUGAGAAAAACAAGCGCGACCGGAGGCAGAGCUGGUCUAGAUCCUCAGACAGACAGGAAUAUGAGAACUCACAUUUCGAUAAACAUCAAGAGGAUGCUGGAGACAGCCACGGACAAAUGAGAGGACAGUCAUCACGCAGAUUAGAUUUCGGUUAUGCUGAAGAUGGGGAGGUCUCAGUGCCUCGCAACCUUAGCCGGGGUUCUCAUUCACCCAAGUCAAGCAGCCGCAAGCGGAAGGUUGGAAGCUCUCCUGAUAGAUCAUCAGAGGGAAAGUUGCGUCACAGUUAUGGUUCUGGGUCCAAUCAUUAUAAUCAUCAAGAUUAUGUUGAAGAUCGGAACCGGAUGGGCCGGCUUGGUUAUAUGGAGAGAGAUCAGAAAAGGCACGUGCCAGAAAAUCUUGUCUGAAGCCGUCUGGUGCUACACUGCUGGCUGGACGUCAUCUUGUUGGGAGUUACUUCUCCACACGGGCUCUUGAUCUCAAUGGGUAUGGCUUACUGAAAACAUUGGACCAACCCUCAUUUUCUGGGAAAAUGAAUCAGAAGGAAAAUUUAUCGGAUUUCAGAAGUCACAUUGCCAGGUGGAUUACCCCUCAUCUCCUGUUUCAAGUAUUUGGAAUAUUAGCCUCUGUGUAUAAUUAUAUGAUCGAGAUAAUAUUAUUAUGAAUCCGAAUGGAUGUAGGCAAGAACAAGAACUUGCAGUAUUGGCUUGAAUUUUCAAUAUAUAUUCAGAGUAAUUUGUAA
Molecule: messenger RNA, 2470 nt
Organism: Pistacia vera
Lineage: Eukaryota; Viridiplantae; Streptophyta; Magnoliopsida; Sapindales; Anacardiaceae
Product: cyclin-T1-3-like
Exons: 7
Coding region: 255-2135 (626 amino acids)
Biological process (GO): positive regulation of DNA-templated transcription, elongation; regulation of transcription by RNA polymerase II
Cellular component (GO): cyclin/CDK positive transcription elongation factor complex; nucleus
Molecular function (GO): cyclin-dependent protein serine/threonine kinase activator activity
Source: RefSeq, a predicted model, not a curated record